Molecule: messenger RNA, 1428 nt
Organism: Owenia fusiformis
Lineage: Eukaryota; Metazoa; Annelida; Polychaeta; Sabellida; Oweniidae
Source: the annotation of a GenBank genome assembly
UUUUAAAGUAUAAAAAACACCGUCCUAACCCGGAAGUGCUAUUUACAGGAGUGACACCAUAUCUGAUGGCUUCCGGUGGUGUUGAGAGAAUGGAUGAUAUUAUUCGAGAAUAUUUACUAUUUAGAGGAUUGGGAGGCACACUAAAAACAUAUGAAUAUGAGCUUAAAGUAGAUAAAGACAAGGGAUUUCGAGUGGAUAAAAUUACAGACCUUUUGAACUCAUACAUAAACAAUUAUGACUUGUCAAACUUACGUGAAUACUGGAGUCAUUUGGACCAAAGAGUGUUUUCCCUAUUGGAAUAUCAGACUUAUUCAGGAACUAUUCGCAAGUUAGAAGUGAGCCUGCUGAAGUAUUACCUCAUAAAUGCACUACAGAAUAACCGAGCAGAUAGAGUUCAUGACUUCUUUGACAAAAUGACAACAGAGUUACAGUCCCAGGCUGAAUGGAAAGAUUGGUUUGCCCUGCCAUUUCUACGGAAUGCAGAAGAGAACGUAGUGUUUGCUAAGUAUUUCACAAAACAAUGGCAAGACACACUCAUGGUCUCCCUACACAACUUCCUCGGUGUUGUAUUCCAAAAUAUAACCCAACCAGCAUUAUUACAAUAUGAUCAGGACCAGAUAACAAUCAAGAAACUGCAAGAUGAAAAUGAGCUUUACAGACAACAGGUCACAGCCUUAUUAGAGAAGCAACAACUUGAAGCUGCUCUAGAUUGUGCACCUUCCAGAGGCUCUCUAGGCCCCGUUAUUGGCACCCAAGCCCCUAGUACUACUAAUACAAGCCCCGUUUUUAACCAGUCCAGUUUAGGUUCCGGCCAAAGCUUCUCUACAAGACUGCCCAGUAACAUGGAUGUCAUGGAUGAUUUCUACAAUCUUAUAAAUGAGGACCAAGAGGCAGGUGCUCCGCCAAAAGGAAAAGGAUUAAAGUCAGUGAUAAAAAACAUUGCCAAACCAGGGUCACCCUUAGCAACCAAAAAGAUGGACUAUAGCGUCCCAAAACUUGCUGACCCAGGAAUAACAUCAUCUCAGAAGAAAGAUGUUAAACAACCAAGUGCAAUAAGAAAAUCCAGUCCAGGGCCAAUCAGAGACAAUAAAGACACUAAACAGAGAAUAACUAAAAGUGAAUCUAUCAAAAUAAAAUCAGAAAAUGUCCAAACUGUGCCAAGUAAUGAUGAUGUUACAAAGCCAACAUCGAGUAUAGGUGGUGGGUCAUUGGAUCAAGUGAAGCAGAAACAACAGGAGCACGAGCAACAACGUAGAGAGCUUCUUGGUCUGUCUAGCAGAGAUAAGGUACUCUCGGAGAAGAUGUCCCCUUGAACUUGCUUAAUUAUCCCACCGAACGAAGUUCAAGGGGGAUAUAGAGAAGCCGUCCGUCCGUUUGUCCGGGCGAUAACUCCAAUACCGGUUGACGGGUUUGGUUCAAAUUUUAUAG